This is a messenger RNA of Penicillium soppii, 2598 nucleotides long. RefSeq lists its product as uncharacterized. The transcript is spliced from 2 exons. Bases 1 to 2598 code for a protein of 865 amino acids. The record is from RefSeq and is a predicted model, not a curated record. Lineage: Eukaryota; Fungi; Ascomycota; Eurotiomycetes; Eurotiales; Aspergillaceae.
AUGUCGAAAAUAUCCAAGGUCAACCAUGCGGCGGGUAUCUUCGCUGAUAUCUCCGUCGAUGGUCCUAUCAUUGGAACUCUGGUCGUUAUUAUCGACCGCGCCAAAAACCUGCCCAACCGUAAGACUAUGGGCAAGCAGAACCCGUAUGCUGCAGCAAGAUUGGGCAAAGAAGCAAAGAAGACACAGACAGAUUUGAGAGGAGGACAGACUCCCAGAUGGGACUCCGAACUCCGUUUCACCGUACACGAAUCCCCUGAUUACUACAAACUGAAGGUUUCCGUGUUUAAUGACGACAAGAAGACUGACAUUAUCGGAGAGACCUGGAUCGAUUUGCAGAACCUGAUCAUUCCCGGUGGAAGUCAGAACGAUCACUGGCACCCAUUGCAGUGCCGUGGAAAAUAUGCUGGAGAAAUCCGAAUGGAGAUGACGUACUACGACACCCGACAACAAGAUGAGGCUCUGAUUGAGCGCCGACAAGAAGCAGCAGAUAGAGUCCAGGGCAAAAUCCCACCCACUCCCAGCAGUACGGGUUUGUCCGGUCCCCGACAAUUGAAGGAUGUUAAGCGACGACCAUUGCCAAGCGGCCCUCCGGGUGCCCCAGUGAGGCUAGCCGUGCUUGAAAAAGUUCACUCGGCUCCGCCGCUUCAGCAUCCGGCUCCGUCCAGGCCGGUUAUCCCCGAGCAUCUGAAUUCCGUAUCGACUUUACCAGAGCCUUUGCCCCAGCCCAAGAGACAUUCAGAGCCUGUAUAUGAUGCAGCGGCUUAUCGCGCACCUUCCCCUGUUCCCCCUCCUUCUCGGGGUGGAUAUGAUGGUGUCGAUAGUUACCCCCAAGAAUGGGAAAACUCAGCUGUUGUUGCCCCCCUCCGCAGGCAAACCACUCACGAACUUCCAUAUGCUUCCCAGGAGGUUGUUGAAACUCCAUAUGAUCCCCCAUAUGACCCGCGCCCACAACAACAAAGGAGCCAAUCUGAUUAUGAACAACCACCUUCCCGGGACUAUCAACUGGACAUGGAGCAUUCAUAUGAAUUAGAUGCCCGUGGGGCGCCAUACCAUCCCGCACAACAAGAUCCAUACGCUCAAAUCGAGCAGCCCAGAUAUAACCCAGAUCCCAUUUCUUAUGGAGCACCACAAGUACAUGAACUGCCAACUUCUGAUUACAUGAUGAACUCUCACUCGGGUCCAAUGGAUGACCCAAGAUACCACCAACAAGCUGUUCGACCCCUGCAGAUCACAGCUCGUCCUCACGAUUGGCAUCCAGAGUAUGCUGGGAUGCAGCCACGAGUAGAGGAUGAGGAUGAUGGUCAAGCACCUCCCCCACCAGUACAUCGAUCACGAACACACUCACAAUUGCCGACACCCAAAACCUCACCCAAUCCCUACCAACCCUACAUGCCUCAAUCAUCCAGGCAAUCAGCUUCUCAUAUCCCAUCAAGCAUGUCCACGCCGUCCCACCGUGGUCGCUACCAAGAGCGCGCCUCAACGGGAAAUUCGCCAGCCAUGCCUGCUAGCCUUGUCGCAGGGUAUGAAACAGAAGACUCGUCAGAGAGAGCAGCAUUUGAAAGAUCGGUCCGCAGACGCAGCCCACAUCCCCACUGGGAUGAUGAAAUGAUGCUCUCCGAGCCGCCUGCACCUGCCCCUGUGCCAGCACCCGUUCACUACGAUGCUCCUGUCUACCCUUUGCGAACAUCCCCACACCCUAUUGAGCAAAGACCGGUGUCUAGUAGAGGUGUGAGUCCCGAUACACGAGCCGUAACUCGCAAAUCAGUCAGCCCACGGCCAUCUUCCUCGGAUGGUCGUGGCGGUUCCUCAAUUCCCUUCUCUCCCGACUCCUAUAUUUCUCUGAACCCGAAUGCAUCUCGCCCCUCCAGCCGGGACCCCUCGCCAAUGUAUGACUCGCCCUCGCAGGCCAAAGAUGCCAUGGUACGCGCCAAGAUUGAGGCCCGACGAGACGCAGAUCAACCGAUUAUCGGAGACGACGGUCGUGAGAUCGAUCCCUCAGAUCACCUUCCCACCGAUACCUGGGCCCCCGAGCCUGAGAGAAAGAACCGCAAGCCAGAAGUAAUCAUUCGGUUCAAGCACUCCCCCCGACCAACAUCAAGAGGCAACGACUCUCCCUCGGCCCGUCCCACGCCUCCCCGCGUGGGAUUUAGAUCCGAAACCACAACAUACCCCGCAGACCGCCAGAUCAAGUAUACCCCCACCCACGGGCACGCAAACCCCGGCGCCGUCGUUCGCACACCACCUCGACAAGACUACACCCGUGAGCGCUCCGACAGCUACGCCCAAAGUCGAGGAUAUAACACACCAACCUCCGUCGACCGGCCGCGCUCUUCGCGAGGCUCUGUUUCGCCCUCUCCCAGCUCCCGCUCCCCACUGUACGACUACAACUCCGGCCCCCCAAUCCCAAACAAAGUGCCCAUCUCCGGAGGAAGCCCCAGCUACCCCGUCAUGUCUGGUAACCCCAGUGGCGGCCGCAUGGAUGCUUUGAGUCGCGAGCUGAGCACCAUCGACAUCGGCUCUCCUGGAUGCAGUCCUGGUCGUGGAGCUAUGCGGAAGUACGUUCCCAGGGCAUCUGCGUCAAUGGGCUACGCCAGUUAA